CUCAAACACACCAGAGUCCUUCAGCCAGUCCAGCCGGGACAGAAGCGCAGCAUGGCGGCCAAGAAAAUCUGCAUUAUCGGCUCUGGCAACUGGGGUUCUGCCAUUGCCAAGAUAGUGGGCGCCAAUGCAGCCAAAUACAACACUUUUGAGAACACGGUGAACAUGUGGGUGUUUGAGGAGAUGAUCAAUGGACGCAAGCUCACCGAAAUCAUCAAUACUGAACACGAAAACGUCAAAUACCUGCCUGGACACAAGCUGCCACCUAAUGUGUUGGCGGUUCCCGAUCUGCUGGAGUCGGUGAAGGGUGCAGACAUCCUCAUCUUCGUCAUCCCACACCAGUUUGUGUCUCGGAUUUGUGACACAAUCAAGGGCCACAUUAAGCCGGACGCAGUGGGAAUGUCCCUCAUUAAGGGUGUGGAUGAGGGUCCUGACGGGCUGAAACUGAUUUCUGAUGUCAUUAGGGAGAAACUGGGCAUCACCAUGACUGUGCUGAUGGGAGCCAAUCUGGCCAAUGAGGUCGCAGAUGAGAAAUUUUGUGAAACCACCAUCGGGUGUAAAAGCAAGCCUCACGGACCCCUUCUCAAAGAACUAAUGCAAACGCAAAACUUCCGCGUGACUGUUGUGGAAGAGGCUGAUGUUGUGGAGAUCUGUGGAGCGCUAAAGAAUAUUGUUGCCGUGGGCGCUGGUUUCUGUGACGGUCUGAGUUUCGGUGACAACACCAAAGCUGCUGUGAUCCGUCUGGGUUUAAUGGAAAUGAUCGCCUUCGCUCGGUUAUUCUGCACAGCCAGUCCGGUUUCUCCCGCCACGUUUCUGGAAAGCUGUGGUGUCGCUGACCUCAUCACUACCUGCUAUGGAGGACGCAACCGCAAAGUCGGAGAAGCAUUCGCAAGAACUGGAAAAUCUAUCGAGGAGCUUGAGAAGGAGAUGCUGAACGGCCAGAAGCUUCAAGGUCCGGCAACCGCAGCAGAAGUUCAUCAGAUCCUCAAACACAAAAAUCUGGUGGAAAAGUUCCCCCUGUUCAAUGCAGUUUAUCAGAUCUGCUUCCAGAAUCAUCCGGUUAAAGAGUUCAUCAUGUGCCUACAGAAUCAUCCAGAACACAUGUGAAAGUCUAUUAUGUUGGAGCUGUUUUCACACUAACAAAGUAUUGUGUCUUAAAUGUUGUAAAUUAUCAGUGUGUGAGAUUUUAUUUUGGGUAAAAGACAUCAGAAGCACUGUAAAUGAAGUCUUGCCUGCACACUUGCAAAGUAUUUUCUUACAUGUUUGUCAUUUCAGAGCCAAUGCUAAAGUGCCUUACAAGUUUAGUUUGUUUGUUAACAUAAUAAACACAUUUUAUUAACGCCU
Danio rerio (zebrafish) is the source of this 1341-nucleotide messenger RNA. It is a transcript of the gene gpd1b, whose product is annotated as glycerol-3-phosphate dehydrogenase 1b. Gene Ontology annotation, molecular function: protein homodimerization activity; NAD binding; glycerol-3-phosphate dehydrogenase (NAD+) activity. NCBI's taxonomy places the organism in Eukaryota, Metazoa, Chordata, Actinopteri, Cypriniformes, Danionidae. The record is from RefSeq and is marked provisional. Gene Ontology annotation, biological process: carbohydrate metabolic process; glycerol-3-phosphate catabolic process; glycerol-3-phosphate metabolic process. Gene Ontology annotation, cellular component: cytoplasm.